Panicum hallii is the source of this 2125-nucleotide messenger RNA. RefSeq names its product 4-coumarate--CoA ligase-like 3. Gene Ontology annotation, biological process: ubiquinone biosynthetic process. The record is from RefSeq and is a predicted model, not a curated record. Lineage: Eukaryota; Viridiplantae; Streptophyta; Magnoliopsida; Poales; Poaceae. Bases 45 to 1769 code for a protein of 574 amino acids. Gene Ontology annotation, cellular component: peroxisome. Gene Ontology annotation, molecular function: CoA-ligase activity. The transcript is spliced from 6 exons.
CACGACACAACGGGAGCAGGGGAGAGACAUCAACAACAGUGACAAUGCAGGACGGCGUGGCGGCCCACGGCCCCAGCAACGGCGCCACCGCCAAUGCCGCCGCCGCCACCUUCUACUGCGCCGCCUCCGGCGCGUACGCGAGCACGCACCCCCCGGUGCGCCUCCCCGCCGACCCCUCCCUCUCCCUCGUCCCGCACAUCUUCGCCCGCGCGCCCCCCGCCGCCGGCGCGCGCCCGGCGCUCGUCGACGCCGCCACGGGCGAGGCGCUCUCCCUCGCGGACCUCCGCCGCCUCGUCGCCGCCCUCGCCGCGGGCCUCCGCGUCCGCGCGGGGCUCCGCGCGGGCGACGCCGUCCUCCUCGCGCUCCCCAACUCCGUCGCCUUCCCCGUCGCGUUCCUCGCCGUCCUCGCCGCGGGCGGCGUCGCCACCUCCAUGAGCCCGUCCAGCACCCCCGCCGAGAUCGCCGCCAGGGUGCGGGACACCAGCCCGGCCCUCGUGCUCGCCGCGCCCGAGAACGCCGGGAGCCUCCCGCCGCUGUGCGUCCCGGUCGUCCUCGUGCCCGAGACCUUCCGCGUCGCGGGCGCCGGCGCCCCCGAGUUCGCGCCCUUCCGCGCGCUGCUGCUGCACGAUCCCGGCGUGCCGGCGGCCCCGCCGGUGGGGCAGGACGACGCGGCCGCCGUCCUCUACUCGUCGGGGACGGGCGGCCGGAGCAAGGGCGUCGUGCUCACGCACCGGAACCUCAUCGCCACGGUGGAGCUCUUCGUGCGCUUCGAGGCCUCGCAGUACGCGUCACCUGCUUGUGACAAUGUCUACCUGGCGGCGCUGCCCAUGUUCCACGUCUACGGCCUCUCGCUCUUCGCCGUGGGCCUGCUCUCGCUCGGCACCACGGUCGUCGUCAUGAAGAGGUUCGACGUGGGCGAGGCCGUCAAGGCUAUCGACAGAUUCAGGGUCACGCACUUCCCGCUCGUGCCGCCCAUCAUGGAGGCGCUGGUGCACGCGGUCCAGCCGCCGGCAUUGGAUUCCUUGGUGCAGGUGUCGAGCGGUGCAGCGCCAACCAGCGGCAGGCUCAUCAACGACUUCGUCAAGGCUUUUCCCCACGUCGAUUUCAUUCAGGGUUAUGGAAUGACAGAAUCUGCUGCUGUAGCAACUCGCGGCUUCAAUACUUCAAAGCAGAAGAAGUAUGCUUCAGUAGGACUUCUGGCUCCAAACAUGCAUGCCAGAAUUGUUGAUCUGGAAACUGGUUGCUACCUGCCUCCAGGCUCUUGUGGGGAGCUGUGGCUCCAUGGGCCAGCUAUAAUGAGAGGUUACUUGAAUGAUGAGGAUGCACACGCAGUGAAUAAUGGCUGGCUGCGAACGGGUGAUGUUGCUUACUUCGAUUCAGAUGGGUACUUGUACAUAGUGGGCCGCUUGAAGGAGGUGAUCAAGUACAAAGGAUUUCAGAUAGCUCCAGCUGACUUGGAAGCAGUUUUGGUCGAGCACCCAGAGAUUGUGGAUGUGGCUGUGACAUCUGCUGAGGAUGAGGAAGCUGGAGAGAUACCAGUAGCUUUCGUGGUGAGGAAAUCUGGAAGCAACCUUUCAUGUAUGCAAGUGAUGGAGUAUGUGGCCAAGCAGGUGUCCGCGUACAAGAAGGUGCGGAAGGUGGUGUUCGUGGAGUCGAUCCCCAGGUCGCCUGCUGGAAAGGUGCUGAGGCGGCUUCUCAAGGACUCCCUCGCCGCUGCUGGUCCGACAAGUUAUUCCAAGUCCAACCCCAAGCGCCAUUCGAGCCUGUAACCGCAGGCAGGCAGGGCCGCACGAGUCAAGCUGCGCCAGCGUUCUCAGCUUUAUUUUGAAGCUGCUGCCGUCGUGUGAAUAAAUGUUCAUUCAGGUCGCCAGUUAGCUAAGUUAAAUCCACACGGUCUGGUGGCGUGUUUGUUUUUGGAUCGGUGAGGUAACAGGAGAAAUGACGUUUCUUCUUUUAAUCCAGGUUCUUAGUUUCGUUUGUAUUAUUGUUCUGUAACAAGUUAAAUUGUGUAUACUUUGGCAUCAAAGUAGUCAUCAGGUUUAUGUUUGUAGAUUCCUCGCAAAAAAAAAAAGGUUUAUGUUUGUAGAUGGUUUCACUUAUAAUUUAAAAGUUUCGUCCAUGGUCA